UCAAUAUUCUCUCCCAUGGCUUCUUCUUUCUCCAAUUAUUUCAAAAUUUUAUUAUCAAUUCUAUUUUUCAUAAUUUUCUUCACUUCUCAUUCUUUUUCUUCUUCAAAUUAUUCUUUAUCAAAUAUAGUUAUAAAUUCAACUUCUGAAUUUAUUAACCAUACUGCCAUAUCCGAAUUCCGAAUACUGAACCGAAGAAUUCUAUCCAAAUGCCCCGACCCGAACCCGUAUUUAAGUAUAACUACUGCCUCAAAUUCAAGCCUUUCUGAUGAAUCUUUUGUUACUGUUCAUGUUUCUGGAGUUUUGGUUCCUUCAAAAGGAGAUUGGGUUGGCAUGAUCUCACCUUCGUAUUCUGACACCUCAAGUUGCCCCUUUAAUGCCUUACAAUAUCAACAGACUGGUGAUUUCUCUGAACUUCCACUCCUUUGCCAUUAUCCAGUCAAGGCACAAUAUUUAAGCAAAGAUCCAGGCUAUCUAAAUUGCAAGAAGAAAGAAUGCAAGAAACAUGUAAAGGGAAGUUGUGAAGUGAGAACAUGUAGUGCCUCACUUUCAUUUCAUGUUGUUAAUUUUAGGACAGAUAUUGAGUUUGUGUUGUUUGCUGGUGGAUUUGCAACUCCUUGUAUCCUCAAAAGAUCAAACAAUAAAUUGACUUUCACUAAUCCUAAACAACCUUUAUAUGGACAUCUCUCUAGCAUUGACUCCACUGCAACAUCUAUGAGAGUAACAUGGGUUAGUGGAGAUAAAGCACCUCAACAACUACAAUAUGGAGAAGGAAAAUCUCAAACAUCACAAGUUUCUACCUUUACCCAAAAGGACAUGUGCAGUUCUAUCUUAAAAAGUCCAGCUAAGGACUUUGGAUGGCAUGAUCCUGGCUUCAUUCAUUCAGCAAUAAUGACUGGCCUUAAUCCUUCAACCACAAACUCCUAUACAUAUGGAAGUGAUUCAAGUGGUUGGAGUGAGAAGAUUACCUUCAAAACACCACCAGCUGGUGGAACUGAUGAGGUUAGAUUUUUGGCAUAUGGUGAUAUGGGAAAAGCUCCUAGAGAUCCUUCUGCAGAACAUUAUAUUCAGCCAGGAUCAUUAUCAGUGGUGAAGGCUAUGGUUGAUGAAGUAUCAUCUGGGAAUGUUGAUUCUGUAUUCCACAUUGGUGAUAUAAGUUAUGCCACUGGAUUUCUAGUAGAAUGGGAUUAUUUUCUUCAUCUAAUCACUCCAAUUGCCUCUCGUGUUUCAUACAUGACCGCUAUCGGAAAUCAUGAAAGGGAUUAUAUAGGUACAGGAUCAGUAUAUGCAACACCAGAUUCAGGUGGAGAAUGUGGUGUGCCUUAUGAAACUUAUUUUCAAAUGCCAACACAAGCUAAAGAUAAGCCAUGGUACUCUAUUGAACAAGGAAGUGUUCACUUCACUGUUAUUUCAACUGAACAUGAUUGGUCUCAAAACUCAGAGCAGUAUGAAUGGAUGAAGAAUGACAUGGCUUCAGUUGAUCGAACAAGAACACCUUGGUUAAUUUUUACAGGGCAUCGACCCAUGUAUUCUUCUGUCACUGGUGGAAUUCUUCAAAAUGUUGAUGAUGAUUUUGUCAAAGCUGUUGAGCCAUUACUAUUGGCAAACAAGGUUGAUCUAGCAUUAUUUGGACAUGUUCACAAUUAUGAGAGGACUUGUGCAGUAUAUCAAAAGGAAUGUAAAGCAUUGCCUACUAAAGAUGCAAGUGGAAUUGAUACUUAUGAUAAUACCAAUUAUAGUGCACCUGUUCAUGCUGUUAUUGGAAUGGCUGGCUUUAGCUUGGACCAAUUCCCUUCUCAGGCUGAUGAAUGGAGUUUGGUAAGAAAAGCUGAAUUUGGAUACGUGCGAGUUCAUGCAACAAGAAAUUCAUUGACUAUUGAGUAUGUGAAUGCAAAUACAAGAAAGUUGGAAGACAAUUUUCAAAUCACCAAAAACUGAGCAAAAGAUGAAAAGAGAGAAACUAUACACUAGUACAGCAAAUUGUGUAAUACAAAGUAUAGGGAAAGUUGUUUAAAUUUAUAGAAUAGUACAAAAAAAAUUGUAUUUUUAAUCUCUUAUAGCAGCAAAAAUGUCUCAAAUAAU
Molecule: messenger RNA, 2079 nt
Organism: Solanum tuberosum (potato)
Lineage: Eukaryota; Viridiplantae; Streptophyta; Magnoliopsida; Solanales; Solanaceae
Product: nucleotide pyrophosphatase/phosphodiesterase-like
Exons: 13
Coding region: 16-1935 (639 amino acids)
Molecular function (GO): acid phosphatase activity; metal ion binding
Source: RefSeq, a predicted model, not a curated record